GUGAAAAAGUCACACUGUCCAAAACAAACACUAAUAAGCUCUUUGGUAUAUCUACCAGGCCAUAGAACAAACACAGCGCUUGGGGUUUCCAUUUUCGAAGUGAAGGUUUUUCAAGGGUGUGAUUUGGAAAAGAGAGAGGGAAAGCAUACAGAGGAGGGCUUUGUGUUCUUCUAUUUUCUCGCUCUAGGUUGCAACAGAGAUGGGUGAAUCAUCAGCUUGUCUUAUGAGAUCAUUCUCUCAUCCUUCUGAUGCCUCCCGAGAAGCCAAAGAGGGAGAUCCCCUUCGUGCCUUGGGAGAAUCAAUUUCAUUUGGGAGGUAUAUGUCAGAACCUUUGGCUUGGGAGAAAUGGUCAUCCUUCUCUCACAAUCGGUACUUGGAAGAAGUUGAGAAAUUUUCCAAGCCCGGUUCUGUUGCUCAGAAGAAAGCUUAUUUUGAAGCGCAUUACAAGAAAAUUGCUGCCAAGAAAGCGGCAGCUUUGCUUGAGCAAGAAAAUGCAAUGACUAAUAAUUCCCCUGAACAAAAUAUUACAAACGAGAUUCACAAUAGUUCUUCCAUGGAUUCAGAGUUGUCAAAAUCAGACAGCCAUAUACCCAUUGUUGAAAUGCAGGGAAAUGGGGACCCUGAUGCCGAGAUAGUUGAUGCAAAUAGUGUCUGCAGUCUUAAUAUUGAUGCAAGCGAAUUGAAAAGUGACAAGGUGGAAGGAGCAGAAGUACAACAUGUUAUCACAGAGAAUUCUAUUUAUGUUGGAUUAUCGAACCGGCUUGAAAAUGUUGAGAACCAUAGUCGGAUUAUUGUCCCCCAAGAAGAGAAUUUACCCAAGGAUGCUGCUAAUCAUGGGAAUUCAGCUUCAACAAGCAAGAAGAAACAAGCAAUUUCUUCUUCUAAGCUGUCUGCUUACUCUGGAGCAUCCAAGCUACAGUCUCCUGCCAAACCGACAACUUCUCUUCAAGCCAGGAAGGGAGAGAAUGCCAAUUCAAACAGUUCCAAGAAGUCUAAUAGGGACUGGAUGGACAAAAAGAGAUCAACUCCUAAAUCACUUCACAUGUCAAUCAAUCUCUCUUCUGGUGCUGAAGAAACCAGUAAAACAUCCUCUCCAAUUCUUCAAAAGCUUGGAAAUUCAAGAAUUGUUAGAACUUUUGUCAAAGCAUAUAAAGAUGACUCGUCUCGUCGGCAAACUCCAACUAGGGCGUCUGUGAUGGGAGUCUUAAAGCAUCCUUCAGUUCCCACCCAACCUGAAAAUAGAAGGACUAAAACACUUCUUGAUCGCUCAGUUUCUGGAAGCAGAACAGUGGAUGGGAAAUCACAAUUCCUAUCAAGGGACAAUUUGGAAGCUUCAAGGUUAGAUGGAAACAAAGCACGUUCUCCUACUAUAUCCUCCUCUUUUAGCUUCAGGAGUGAAGAAAGAGCAGCAAAACGUAAAGAGUUCUUUCAAAAGCUGGAAGAGAAGAUCAGUGCAAAGGAAACAGAAAAAGUGAAGCCACAAGCAAAAUCUCAGGAGAAAGCAGAGCAUGACUUUAAAAAAAUGCGGCAGAGCAUUGGCUUCAAAGCCAAACCAAACACAAAUAUUCCUUGUGAAACAGAAUCGCCCAGUGAUCACAGAAAGAUCCCACUAACACGACCUCGAUCACCAAAACUUGGAAGGAAGCCAACUCCCAGCAUGGUCCAGGACACUAGUUCUCGACCUCCUCGGAGGCCUUCAGUCAAGACUGAUGGCACCAAGCAUGUUACAGAAAAGAAUAAGCAGGCCCCAACUCGCUCUAUCAAUCAUUUUUCAAAGAAGAACAUGCAUGAGAAUGCUUCUCCUAAUAUGCAAUUCUAAAUUUGAGUAGAGAGUUUUGUUUCAAGUGUAUGCACGUUGAAGAACACUGUCGAAGAACUGAUUAACUCUGCUGCUGACAUUUGAGGGUAUACAACAUGGAGAUGGAACAAAUUUUUUACGUAGUAUUGGGAUCCACAUCUGGAGAUGGAAGAAACCUUGCGAGAAGUUCCAGUUUGUGUUGAUGGCUUCUGUCAAUGUAAACCAGGAGAUUUUAUAUUGGUUCUUCAGAAUUAUUUUGUUGGAGAUGGAGCGAUUUUUUCAUGGAUAUAUGUAAUGUGUAGGGGAUCCACAAGUUUUUUGGGAACAUUUGAGUAGAUUUUGUUAAAAAAGGGUCGUCACUGCCAAUCUUUUGGAUGGUAGUAAAUGUGAAUAAUAUAAGUAAUGCUAUUUCUGAAUUCUUUACUUUGCAUUAA
Molecule: messenger RNA, 2232 nt
Organism: Cornus florida
Lineage: Eukaryota; Viridiplantae; Streptophyta; Magnoliopsida; Cornales; Cornaceae
Product: protein WVD2-like 7
Exons: 9
Coding region: 200-1819 (539 amino acids)
Source: RefSeq, a predicted model, not a curated record